AUGGGCUUAGGCUGCUGUAAAGAGAGGAUGGAUAAAGUUGCCCCUGUGCAUGCGUUCAAGAAUCAGGCCCCAAGAGUGCUUCGAAAGGUUCUUGGAGCCUUAGGAAGCACCUUGCAUGAGAGAGAGAAGGCUUGGGUUUCCUACGAGAAACAGAGGCUCAAAGUAAGGGGAAGAGAGAGUUUUUGGGAGAAUUUGUUGAGGGGAGAGAGGAAGAGAUGA
This is a messenger RNA of Prunus armeniaca (apricot), 219 nucleotides long. NCBI's taxonomy places the organism in Eukaryota, Viridiplantae, Streptophyta, Magnoliopsida, Rosales, Rosaceae. The record is from the annotation of a GenBank genome assembly.